Prunus dulcis (almond) is the source of this 854-nucleotide messenger RNA. RefSeq names its product EPIDERMAL PATTERNING FACTOR-like protein 4. NCBI's taxonomy places the organism in Eukaryota, Viridiplantae, Streptophyta, Magnoliopsida, Rosales, Rosaceae. Bases 155 to 484 code for a protein of 109 amino acids. The record is from RefSeq and is a predicted model, not a curated record. The transcript has 2 exons. Gene Ontology annotation, biological process: stomatal complex development; guard cell differentiation.
AUCACGCUCACUCACCCUACCAGACCAAUUCAACAAUUUCAGUUUCACUAGGAAAAAAGAAAAAAAAAAGGUAGAAAAGAAAUAAGCUUUUAUAGAAACCCAGAGAGUUUUGUGCUGUUGGUUUUCAAUUCACAAAAACAACAAAUUGAGAAAAAUGCAAGAAGAAGCAAAUCCCAGAACGUUAAUGUUCGCCCUCUUGCUCACCAUGCUCAUCUCGUCUUGCUCGGUUCACUCGAGCAACUUAGCCAACUCUCCGUCACCUUCACCGGCUGUUGUUGGGAUGCCAAUGCCGAAUGAGCCGCCUCGACGGAUUGUUAAAAAGGGAAGGAGAGGAUCGUUUCCGGCUACUUGCUAUUUAAAGUGUAACCAGUGCGAGCCUUGCAUGCCAGUUCAAGUAUCAGUCCGAGCGAUGGCAUUGGAAGAGAACGAGUACUAUCCACAGGUGUGGAAAUGUUCCUGUGGUGAUAACAUAUUUUCCCCUUAGGCUAGGAUUUGUUGCAGCUGUAAUUAGGCCUAAGAUAGGUAUUCUCUAAACUAAUAGAAGAAAGUUUCAUGCACGCCUUGUUAUGUACGAAAAAUUCUUAUACUCGGACAUAUGCAUAUAACAUUUCUCACAAUAAUUGAUCGGGUAACCAACAUUCGACGAGUUUAUUGUGAGAAACGUAUUGUACAUAUCCGUUAUAUGUAAGAAUCUUUCGUUAUGUCUGGAUAAAAGGUCAGUUUGCAGGCUUGGUACAUUUAAGGUAAUGAAUAUGUAUGAAUUGGGGUUAACUAAUAAUUACGCAGUUCAUGAUGUAUGCCACUAGGGGAAGACAGGGAGAAGACUGAUAGAUCUCUCUCCCAUGGUUCCCAGA